UCCUUCUCCUCUCAUGAGUUUGACAAACAACAUUCCUCUCGCACGUUUUAGGAAAUAGAAAGGAGUGUCAUUGACGAGAAAGAAAGAAAAAAAGUUCUGUAUUUAACAGAAGGAAAGGGUGUGAAACUUUACUGGAUUGUUACUGACUCAAACACGUACAAGGAUGUCUCUGGCAGUGUCUCAUGGCGAGGGGGUGACAGUGAUCACCAUCACCUCAAACCCCAAAAGCAAAUGGCCGAUACUGUGUCAGAUCCUGGGCUCUUUGUGCCACAGUCCAGUGUGUGCUGUAUCACAGCAGGUGAAAGCGAAGAUGAUGGGCAUCUAUAUGGCACUUGGGAUUAUGCAGAUUAUAGUAGGACUGCUCAAUCUUAUGACAGGGAUUUUAUUUAUAAGCUCUGGAAUACAUGACUACAUUAUGAUGUGUAAUGCUCCAUUCUGGCUUGGUGGUGUGUUCCUUGUAGUUGGAGUGGUGUCUAUUGUUGCAGCUUGGUUUCCCAGCUAUUUUCUGCUGCUCGUCACUGUGGUGUUGAACAAAGUCAGUGCUGUGCUGGCUAUGAUAGGCCUUGCACUGUAUGCAUGGGACUUAGUGGGCUUUAAGGUUUUUAUGCACUAUGAAGAAAUGAACUAUGACAAGAUGAUCCGUGAAGCACUGGAUAUCACUAUGAUGAUCUUUUCAGCUCUUCAGCUCUGUGUGACCCUCAGUUUCUAUGUCCUGACUCUGAAAGAAUUGUGUAAAACAAAUUCUGAUGAGGACCCUCAACUUUACAAACCACUCAAAGAAGACGUCACUGUCAGUCAUGUAUGUUAGACAAUGUAACAAAUGAAAUAUACAUUUUUAAUUGAACUAGCUUUGUGAAUAUAGAAGUACACAUUCUCUCUUGUGAAAUACCAAAUACUCCACAAUCAUAAUGGUACAUGUUUAUUUUUGGUCUUGAUUCUUUUUUAUUUCCCCUUUACAGCUGCUUUUUGAAAAUACUGACUAGAAUUAAAAUUAAUUUUUUAUGCAUUUUUAACACCAAGUUUAAAUUCUUUAUACAUUCAGUUCAUUUAAAAUCUCUGUCUUCAUUUCUCAUAAUUGACCUUCAUCAAAGCUUUUUUUUUUUUCGUCUUAGCAUUAGAUGCAAUGGAUUGCCUAAAGACUGUUUACAGACCAUUUACUGUGUAUUGGGCAAAAAGGUAAUAAUAAAUAAAAGAUUUAAUAAGAUUACAUGACUAUUUACACCAUAUCUGGCAUCAUGCAAAAGGUCUCCUCUUCUCAGCACAACUUGUAUAUUCUGUGAUGCAUGUUUACUCAGAGAAACAAUUUACCUUGAGUUUGAACAAACAAAAGUCAUUUCAGCUGUCAUAAAUGGCAAUAAAACAAACCAGUGAUGUGGAAUGUG
This is a messenger RNA of Cyprinus carpio (common carp), 1382 nucleotides long. RefSeq names its product transmembrane protein 176l.3b (gene tmem176l.3b). The record is from RefSeq and is a predicted model, not a curated record. Gene Ontology annotation, cellular component: membrane. Lineage: Eukaryota; Metazoa; Chordata; Actinopteri; Cypriniformes; Cyprinidae.